Micropterus dolomieu (smallmouth bass) is the source of this 1619-nucleotide messenger RNA. It is a transcript of the gene irf4a, whose product is annotated as interferon regulatory factor 4a. Gene Ontology annotation, molecular function: RNA polymerase II cis-regulatory region sequence-specific DNA binding; DNA-binding transcription factor activity, RNA polymerase II-specific; protein binding. Gene Ontology annotation, biological process: regulation of transcription by RNA polymerase II; immune system process. Lineage: Eukaryota; Metazoa; Chordata; Actinopteri; Centrarchiformes; Centrarchidae. Bases 7 to 1380 code for a protein of 457 amino acids. The record is from RefSeq and is a predicted model, not a curated record. The transcript has 8 exons. Gene Ontology annotation, cellular component: nucleus.
GCAGAGAUGAACGUGGAUGACGACAGUGGCCUGCCAGUCAGCUGUGGCAAUGGCAAACUUAGACAGUGGCUGAUUGAUCAGAUUGACAGCAGGAGAUAUCCCGGCCUGGUUUGGGAAAAUGAUGAAAAAUCCAUCUUUAGGAUUCCUUGGAAGCAUGCAGGAAAACAAGACUAUAACAGAGAUGAGGAUGCUGCACUGUUCAAGGCAUGGGCAUUGUUUAAGGGAAAAUAUAAGGAAGGAGUUGACAAGCCGGAUCCCCCCACGUGGAAAACCAGAUUACGCUGUGCUCUUAAUAAAAGCAAUGACUUUGAUGAGUUAGUGGAAAGAAGCCAACUGGACAUCUCAGAGCCCUAUAAAGUCUACAGAAUCAUUCCAGAGGAAGCCAAAAAAGGAAUGAAGAUGAGCAGUAUGGAGGAGACACCAUCACAUGCCCUUGGCUAUAUUCCUCCAUAUACGUCUCUGCACACCCAGGUACCUGGCUAUAUGGUUUCUCAGGAGAGAAGGGACUGGAGGGAAUACUCACCACCAGAACAACAGCCUCUUCCUCCUCCACAUCACCAUGCAGAGGUGCAGUAUGGUCAGUGCCACUACCCAACGGCAUUCAGCCGGACAUGGCCUGGGUCACACGCAGAAAAUGGUUUUCAGCUCUCCUUUCAUACCUACUUGUCAGAGUCCCAACCGCCUGCGUAUGCAAUGGACCACAACAAUGCCAUAACAGAUUUCAGCCUGCAUGUGACCCUAUACUACAGAGAGUCUUUGGUAAAAGAGGUUACCAUCACUAGCCCAGAAGGUUGCCGGAUCACCUCUUCUUCGUCCUCCUCUCCAUCCUCUUCCUCCUCUUCUUCCCCGUGCCCAGAGGACAAGUUUCACAGCGGUGCAGAAGUUAUCCUUUUUCCAUUCCCGUACCCUGAGUCUCACAGGCAGGGUGCUGAGAUGCUUCCUAAUGUGCUGGAGAGAGGGGUGCUUCUGUGGCUGACACCUGACGGCUUAUAUGCUAAGCGCCUCUGCCAGGGACGAGUGUACUGGGAAGGACCUCUGGCUCCAUAUAUGGACAAACCCAACAAGCUGGAGAAGGAGCAGCCAUGCAAACUGUUUGACACCCAGCAAUUCCUUAUUGAGCUUCAAGAUUUUGCGCAUAAUGGCCGACAUUUACCGAGACACCAGGUGGUGCUAUGUUUUGGAGACGAGUACCCUGACCCGCAGAGGCCGAGGAAGAUGAUCACAGCACAGGUGGAGCCAGUGUUUGCCAGAAAACUGCUGUACUAUUACCAGCAGAACAAUGGCCACUACCUGCGAGCUUAUGAUCACAUCCAGGAACAGAACACAUCUCCAACAAUUGACUAUCCUUCCCAGAGACCUCUACAGCACAUUCAGGAGUGACAAGCAUGCACAAACACACGUGCAGAGGGCAUGAAUGUGAAUGGAAGCCACUGCCCAUUUAUCACGCAUGUGACUGCAGUGCUGUGUACUGUAAAUGUUAGAAGCUGUCAUGGUAUUGAGGGGUAGAGAUGGGGAAGACCCUGUUGUUUUCACUUGCACACCUAUGUACCGUAGUCUUUGUGUCUGUGACUGUGGAGUAAUGUUUUUUUUUUUCUCAAGUAUUAUUGUGACUGUGUGAA